This is a messenger RNA of Cottoperca gobio, 4385 nucleotides long. RefSeq names its product kinesin-associated protein 3a (gene kifap3a). The coding region runs from base 98 to 2461 and encodes 787 amino acids. Gene Ontology annotation, cellular component: ciliary transition zone; axoneme; kinesin II complex. Gene Ontology annotation, molecular function: kinesin binding. Gene Ontology annotation, biological process: microtubule-based movement; cilium organization. The record is from RefSeq and is a predicted model, not a curated record. The transcript is spliced from 20 exons. NCBI's taxonomy places the organism in Eukaryota, Metazoa, Chordata, Actinopteri, Perciformes, Bovichtidae.
GCUGCAGAGAUAAAACAUCCGCCCUGUCUUCAUCAGAAUCAGCUGCUCCCGGUUGGGAACAAGGACAUUUUAACGUGGGCUUUCUUUCAUAUUUAAAAUGGACAGUUUGCAAGCAGGAGAUCCGCGGUAUCUGAAAAGGAGAGUGAAGGGUUGUACUCUCGAUGUCCACCCCACUGAGAGAGCCCUUAUCGUUCAGUAUGAGGUGGAAGCCACUGUCUUGGGAGAGCUGGGGAACCCGAUGGUUGGAGAACGCAAGGAGUGUCAGAAAAUUAUUCGGCUGAAGAGCCUGAAUGCCCACACAGAUACGUCCUCUUUGGCCCGGAAGGUGGUGGAGGAAUGUCGACUGAUUCACUCGUCCAAACUCCUCGAGGUGGAGCAGCUGCUCUUCUAUUUGCAAAACCGCAAACCGACAAAUGACAACCAAGAGAAGAAACGUAUCUCACCUGGAGACUUCACACCUUACGCAGGAGUGGAGCUGGACGAGGAGGCGAGCAUCAACAGCAUCGAUGCGUAUGUGGAGCUGCUGUAUGAGGACAUCCAGGAGAAGAUCAGAGGAGCCACGCUGAUCUUCCAACUGGCUCGUAACCCGGACAACUUGGAGGAGCUCAUACAGAACGAGACGGCCCUUGGAGCCCUGGCCAGAGUUUUGAGGGAGGACUGGAAGCAGAGCGUGGACCUGGCCACAACCAUCAUCUAUGUGUUCUUCUGCUUCUCCAGUUUCUCCCAGUUCCAUGGCCUGGUCACACAUUUCAAGAUUGGGGCCCUGUGUAUGAAUAUCAUUGAGCAUGAGCUGAAGAGGUACGACCUCUGGCAAGACGAACUACAGAAGAAGAAGAAGGCCUAUGAAGAAUUCUCUGAGAACCUAAAUCUGAAGAAAGAACAUGAGAAGUCUUUCAGAAAGUACCAGAGCCUUCUGACCAAGCAGGAGCAGAUUCUCAGAGUUGCUCUGGGUCUGCUGCUCAACCUGGCUGAAGACACCCGCACAGAGCUGAAGAUGAGGAACAAAAACAUUGUCCACAUGCUGGUGAAGAUCCUGGACCGGGAGGACGAGGAACUGCUGCUGGUGGUGGUCUCCUUCCUCAAGAAGCUCUCCAUCUUCCUGGAGAACAAGAAUGACAUGGCUGAAACAUUUGCCGUGGAGAAGCUGGCUCGGCUGGUUCCCUGCGAGCACGAGGAGCUCCUGAGCACCAACUUGCGCCUCCUGCUCAAUCUCUCCUUCGACACGUCGCUGCGCAGCCAGAUGGUCCAGACAGGACUCCUUCCCAAAGUCUCCUCACUGCUCGCUGACGAGGGCCAGAGACAGCUCAGCAUGUGCAUUCUGUACCACAUCAGCAUGGACGACAGAUUCAAGUCCAUGUUUGCCGAAACAGACUGCAUACCGCAGCUGAUGAAGAUGGUGUUUGACUGUGGGGAGGAGAUAGAUGUUGAGCUCAUCUCGCUCUGCAUCAACCUGGCUGCUAACAAGAGCAAUGCGCGGGUCAUCUGUGAAGGCAACGGUCUGAAGAUGCUGAUGAAGCGUGCUGUGAAGCUGAAGGAUGUUCUGGUGAUGAAGAUGAUCAGAAACCUUUCUCAGCACAACGGAACCACCAAGAGUCUUUUCCUGGACCACGUGGGGGACCUGGCAGCUCAGAUCAGUGAGGAAGCGGCUGAGGAGUUUGUGAUCGAGUGUCUGGGCACGCUGGCCAAUCUCACCAUCCCUGACCUGGACUGGGCACUGGUACUCAAGGAGUACAACCUGGUGCCCUACCUGAAAGACAGACUCAAACCAGGUUCUGCUGAGGAUGACCUCAUUCUGGAGGUGGUGAUCAUGAUCGGCACCGUCUCCAUAGAUGACUCUUGUGCAGCCAUGCUGGCCAAGUCCGGCAUCAUUCCUGCUCUCAUUGAGCUGCUCAAUGCCCAACAAGAGGAUGAUGAGUUUGUGUGCCAGAUCGUCUACGUCUUCUACCAGAUGGUCUUUCACAAAGCUACCAGGGACGUCAUCGUCAAAGACACGCAAGCGCCUGCGUACCUCAUCGACCUGAUGCACGAUAGCAACGCAGAGAUCCGCAAAGUGUGCGACAACACGCUGGAUAUCAUCGCUGAAUAUGACGAGGAGUGGGGGAAGAAGAUCCAGAAUGAGAAGUUCCGCUGGUACAACGGUCAGUGGCUGGAGAUGGUGGAGAACCGUCCAAUGGAUGAAGCGGGAGAGCCCUUCCUGUUUGGGGAGGACGGAGAAUCCUUCAUCGGGGACAGAGACAUCCUGGAGAGACCCGACCUGUUCUACAGCGCCGAGGGGAUCGUCUCAGCAGACGGUGCCAUCAGUCCGGAGUUCUACGCCGACUUCCAGAAUGGAGAGCUGGGACAGACUGCACACAUGAGCAGUGUGUCAGAGCAGUUUGUCCCGGCAGAUCGACCCGUCAGCGCCUACGGCUUCCGCCCCGAUGAACAGUUUUUCUACAACUACAACACGGCCUCCCGGUAAAAAGCUGGAACCUCUCACACAUAAAUACUGUACGAGCGUUGUGUCCUUGACAUCCACUGUGUGCUACCGGAGCUGCGUCUAGACUGUAUCAAAAGUUGUCACUGCAAAAAAUGUUAAUCUGAACCAGAAUUUUCUAGAAUCAAUGUUUUUAUGUUAAAGCACCAAAGGUAAUCUUAUUUGAAUAUACUGACACUGAUUUGAGAAAACACAGGGAACAAGUAUCUCACCCGCAAAAUCCUAAAGACUUCAAGUGAAAGUACCUAUUACUACAGACGUAUAUUUCGUCUUUCAAACUUAUAUAUACUUCGUAUAUGUUAAGGUCAGUCUUAGAUUUAUUUGACUUUUGUUCUGACACAGUUUGAAUGUUACUUAAGUGAUUGAAGAACAUGUGUUGUGUAUCAAAGCUUAAUAUUGUUCUGCUUCAUGAUAGACGAGGCAGCUGUAACACUGUAAUACACUGCAUUCAGUUAUUUUAAGACUUUACUGUUUGACACAACCAAAUAUAUAUAUAUAUUUCUUUUUACUAGUCAGCUUUAUGUGUUCAUUCAUAAACACUGUUUCAAAAGAAAACAGCAAAAAUGAAUGAGUGCGUUUUGAAAGAUAAUUCUAUCUAUUUUAUAGAUUUAAAGCAGCCCGGAUCGCUGGCUGACGUAGUUUUCUUUUUUUUUGCUUUUGAGGCCCGAAGAGGUGGAAGUGAAAAAGCAAAAAUGAGAAAACACACUUUGUCUUAUCCCGUUUAUCAUCUUGUGACUUCAAUCUUGGGCGCUCGAGGGGGAUUUCCUACCCAGAAGUUGGUAAUAGGGCGAUUAUUUUCAUUAUCGAUUAAUCUGCCGAUUAUUUAAUCAGUUCAUUGUUUAAUCUAGAAAAUGUCAGAAAAUGUCGAUCAGUUUCUCAAAAUUCAAGGUAAUAUAUUUAACCGACUGCUUUUGUAAAUCCAAAACUCAAACACACAUUCAGUUUAAUACGAUACAGAACAAAGAAAAGCUCCAUAUUUGAUCAGCUGAAAACAGCAUUUUCUGUCAUUUUAUCAUGAAAAAACAUUUCAACGAUUAAUCGGUUAUCAAAAUAGUUUCUGCUAACUGUUGCAGCUGUAGUUGUGAACCACUGAGUUAUGCAGUAAACAUUUAGUUGCAUUAAGAUAGUUUCACUUUAUGUUACAGGUCUGUAUUUUCUGGUUUAUUUCGUAGGAAGUUUGCUGGAAAGAACUCUGUAAUUUGUUACAUAUUAUAUGGAAAUACUGUAGACGCAGUGUUCAAUUGGUGCACUCUUAAAUUAUUAUUGCUAGUAUAAUGUGGAGUCUUUCAGUCAGUGUAAAGCAAGUCAGAGGUCUUACUCAUAAAUCAACAUGUUUUAUAAACUCCACACAACUAAAUAAACUAAAGUAACCGUCUCAGAUUAGUGUCUCUAUAAUAAGAAGCACAUUACAGUUCUUUCCAGGAAAUAUCCUAGAAAAUGAUGCAUCAUAAAAUAAAGAGUGAUCAGUAUUGUCUUGUUUUUGCACACACAGUCUCUCACUGGAAGCUCUGCAGGAGACUGUAAAAAGUCCCGGCGCUGUAUUAAAAUGUCAUUUAUCUUCUUUUCCGUGAAUGUAAUUUAAGAAGAAAUGUUAACAGCCUUUAUUGUCUUAUCUUGAAAAAUGUGUCUUAAAUAUGAACGAAUGUUAAAUAAUUUAUUUGUAUUCUUUAUCUUGUUCUUGAUGUGCCUGGAGCGCUGCUGACCCGCUGAAAUAUGAGACAUGUUUUACUGUGGUGCAAUAUAUUAAAUAAAUGGAAGGCAUAUUAUUGUAGUUAAACUGUAUUUAGAUUUUAAUCCGGCACAGAUGUUGGAUUACUUGCAUCUUUUUGAUAUUUCUGAGCACAGUGCGUCUGAUUGUUUAAACAAAAAUAAAAAGUUGUGCACCAUAAAUAAAUAUGUAGAGCCUGAA